This is a messenger RNA of Phytophthora infestans T30-4, 1617 nucleotides long. RefSeq lists its product as uncharacterized. The record is from RefSeq and is a predicted model, not a curated record. Gene Ontology annotation, molecular function: metal ion binding; oxidoreductase activity, acting on single donors with incorporation of molecular oxygen, incorporation of two atoms of oxygen. Bases 1 to 1617 code for a protein of 538 amino acids. NCBI's taxonomy places the organism in Eukaryota, Oomycota, Peronosporomycetes, Peronosporales, Peronosporaceae. Gene Ontology annotation, biological process: lipid oxidation. The transcript has a single exon.
AUGAACGACACGGAACGCGCUGUAGCGGUGAACGCCACCUCGUACGAGAUCUCCAAUGUGGCUCGACAGUUCCUCGUUGGAGACACGUACUACCCGUUGAACCCGGGUCCUGCCAUGUCGAUUCCGUCGCUGUACUACACGACGUUGAUGUCUCAAGUGGCAACUUUAUCUGCACUGGAAAACCCCAACGCUACGACAAUCCAGGCGACGCUGCAAGGGUUAGGACCCUACAAGUCACUAGAGAGCUUCAAGGCCGGCUAUGACGUUCUCCAGAGUGCCGGACUGAUCGACACGCCUCAAGCCUUCGACAAUAGCGACGAAAACUUCGGUGCUAUGCGUCUUGGCAUUCGAGGCUACAAGAUUAAGCUCGUGAAUGGAUGCGAGUGGUCGGAUUUGCUCGACAGUCUCUCAGACUCGUUGGUGCUGGAACAGUGCAAUGAUCCCACUGUCGACGCUGCCAUUUCGAACCACAAGGUCUUCGUGCAAGACUUCUCAUCUAUGGGACAGUAUACGGACUCCAAUAAGACCGAAUCGAAGUACGCACCCAAUGUCGUGGGGUUCUUCUGUAACAACGACGCCAAGGGUCUACUACUGCCUUUGGCUAUCAAGAUUGUGGAUACGGGACUCACGUACACGAAAGAGGACUCUGCGGGAGAGUGGCAGCUCGCCAAGAUGGCGCUAGAUGCGACGGAGCUCAACUUUCAGCAGAUGUUUCACCUGGUGCAUACACACAUGGUGUCCAUCCCGAUCCAAGUCGAGAUGAUGCGUAGUAUGGCGACGGAACACCCGAUUUACGCACUACUGGACUACCACUUCUUCGGUGAUAUGGCACUGGAGUAUCUAGGCGGAGUGAUCCUCUUCUCAGUUGACUCACCGUACGACCAGUCAAUGGCGUUGGGUGCCAGUGGAUCCAUGCGCUACAUCUACGAUGAGUUCUCGAACACGUCAAUGAAAAAUGAUUUCCCCGCUGAAAUCGCAAAGAAUGGACUCGAGUAUCUACCGAAUCACCGCUACGUUAAGUAUGGUGCGACGUACUAUUCCAUCAUUAAGACCUUUGUCACGUCCUACGUGAAAGCGUACUACGACUCGGAGGAAGCGAUCCAGAGCGAUUCAGAGUUACAGACAUGGGCAGCUCGUGCGUCGGUUGUGAGGGGAGUCAACGACUUCCCUUCGGCCUUCUCGGGCUACGAUGAUCUCGUUAAGCUCGUGACUAAUCUGGUAUUCCAGAGUGAAAUCAAACACCAUUUCAUGAAUGGACGAGUGUCGUGGCACAUACAAGCGGCACCGUUCAGUGCACCAGCGCUCUACAACACCUCGCUGCCCACUGAAAAGGGUGUGGACGUCGACGUAUUCGACUACGUGGUUCCAUCAGACGUCUUCCCGUUGUUGUCCUACAUGGCGGUGCGGUUCUACCGUCCGAUUCCAGCUGCCAAGUCAGUGUUGAGUGCAUACACCACAUCGCCGUUCUCCGACGAGACCGUUCUGCAGGAUGCUAUUGCCCAAUUUCAACAGAGCAUGGCAGCCAUGGAAAUUAUUGUCGACUUGAUUGAGGCUGAGGAGAAGUACCCGGAUAUGUUCGUUAAGCCAUCGAUGUUGCCUUGGUUCUCGUACAUCUAA